CCCUUAAAGAAGCUUUACGCCAUUGGCUUUAUGGCCAAGCAUGGUUUCUUUCGCAUCUCGGGAUGUUUCGAGAAAGAAAUCGGAGGCUGAGCCAAAGGACUCGGGUUUCGAUGAAGGCGGGACCAGCUGUUCGCAGAUGAUAGCCGCAGUUCUAGACUAUCCAGACGGAUCUUCCGCUUGUCGAACCACUGGUGACACAAGAUCGAAGUUCUGCAGUGCUGUGAACAAUAGCUGUAGAAGCCAAAACACCGCUCUUCUCUUGGAAAGUCCUGCCUUCCCGUGUGUCAGCGGGUUAUAGAACGUCGUGUGCUUUGCAGGAGAAGCAGUUGUUGCUGGAGUAGACGAGGGUUUGGAGGAUUCCGUACGAGCAGGGAUAGGCAUAGUAGGUAUUGGCGAGGUCGGCGAAAGAGGUGUCUGUCCAGUAUGAGACGACAAAGCAGGUGGAGGAGAGGGCCCUCAUGGAGGCGGUUGUGAUGCAGAUCCAAACUUAUCAUCCGGAGAGUGAGAUAUACUUUUCAUAAAUCCUGUAAAUGUUA
Somion occarium is the source of this 536-nucleotide messenger RNA. Lineage: Eukaryota; Fungi; Basidiomycota; Agaricomycetes; Polyporales; Cerrenaceae. The record is from the annotation of a GenBank genome assembly.